AUGAUUGGUAGAAGACAGAGCGGGACCUUUGUUGCCCGUGGUGCUGUCCUAGCGGCCGGAAGUGCGGCAACCAUCACUGGGUGGAAAGCCCACGUCAAUAUUGGCAUGUUGCGACAGAUCUGUUAUCAGGAUUUAGACGGAGAUACCGCUCUCGCACUCAAGGAUAUUCCUAGAGAGCUUGAUCCUGACAGCCAGGACGGCACAGAGCUGAUCAGAAACGUUCCCACGUGGAUCAUUCGCCAGGACCGAGAGUACAGCUCUACAGAAAGAUUCCCGGAUAUCGAUAGUAUACACAUCUGGUAUGAGGAUGAAGCCAAGUGGGCUCUAGACGAGACCUUUGUGGCAUUAGUAGGAGUUGCAUCCGAUCACCUGCCGAUCACUGACAAGAAGAACAAUGGUUCGUUCCAUGCCUACACAGGGUACAUCGAGAAAUCUGCUGACAUCUGA
Alternaria viburni is the source of this 447-nucleotide messenger RNA. RefSeq lists its product as uncharacterized. Bases 1 to 447 code for a protein of 148 amino acids. Lineage: Eukaryota; Fungi; Ascomycota; Dothideomycetes; Pleosporales; Pleosporaceae. The record is from RefSeq and is a predicted model, not a curated record. The transcript has 2 exons.